CUCCGCUGGUCCAGUCUCGCGGUCGCCAUAUUUCGACGAGCUUUACACGUCGUACACUCUGCUAGGGGCGCGACGCCGCCGUCAUGGACCUGGUACAAUAAGAUACUGGACACGCCGUUGUGUGUGCCGUGGUCUGAACCGAAAAAAGGCUGCUAUAGUUUUUUUUAUUGUUUAACACGUUUAUGGUGUGCAACAUUACAGUGAUAUACGAUAACAAAACUCGAGUCGGCCGCGUCAGUCGUGUUACGGUCGUUAUCGGUUGCUGUGUCGCAGUCGGUCGGCCGUAGAAGAGGUUUCUAAAGAGACAACGGUGACCGCCCGUGGAUCUCUCGCCGGUGUGGACCUUCCACCAGCGUGACGACGACACGCCAUCGGGUUAAAGUUCGGUCAUAUACAACGCGGGAAAAAAGAAGAUGGCACCCGUUGACCGACCUGAAGAAGCCGAAUCUAACGGACCAGCCGAAAAGCCAACAGAGAAAACUCCAAAAAAACCAAAAUAUCCAAAAUCCUCUAAGUCAGAUAACUCAGAUGUUGACGAAUUAACAGAUGAAAAAGUUGCAGAUGCUGUCAACUCAACAAGAAAAGGACCGGUUAUCGAAAAACCAGCUUCAGGCAAAUCUGAUUCGAUAGAUGAGGAGAUUUCAGAUAAAAAUAGUAAAGAUGAAUUAAAAAAUAAAUACUUGGAUGAUGACUUUAGGACGGGAACAGCGACACCAUAUACAACACCCAAUAGUUUAAGUCCGCCAAACAACUCAGAAAUGCCUCCAUGGGCAUCGUGGUCAAUAAUCAUAGCGGUCAUAUUACUCACUGUUGGGUUCGUUGGCUUUUGCAUACAUAGGUUCUUUAGAAAGCGAAGAACAAAAGAUGGCAAAAAAGGAAAAGGAGUGGUGGAUCUUAAAGCAGUUCAACUGCUGGGAUCAGCUUACAAAGAAAAAAUUCAGCCGGACAUGGAAGAACUGACUGAUAAUGCAGAAGAUAUAGCCGAGGAGGGAGAUAGCACAAAAGAUGACAAGAAAUUAGGAAGGUUACAAUUUAAGAUGGAGUACGAUUUUCAAGGCAAUACUCUAUCUGUAACAGUAAUACAAGCAGAAGAUUUACCGGCUUUAGAUAUGGGGGGUACCUCAGACCCGUAUGUGAAGGUUUACUUAUUACCAGAUAAAAAGAAAAAAUUCGAAACCAAAGUACACAGGAAAACAUUAAAUCCUGUAUUCAAUGAAACAUUCCAAUUCAAGGGAAUACCAUAUGCAGACGCAAUGAAUAAGACUUUGGUAUUUGCUAUUUUUGAUUUCGAUAGGUUUUCUAAACACGAUCAAAUUGGAGAGGUUAAAGUACCAUUAUGUCAGAUAGAUUUAGCACAAACGAUCGAAGAAUGGAGAGAAUUACAAUCGGUUGAAGGUGAAGGAGGACAGGAUAACAAGUUGGGAGAUAUAUGCUUUUCAUUACGUUAUGUACCCACUGCUGGUAAACUCACUGUGGUUAUUUUGGAGGCAAAAAAUUUGAAGAAAAUGGACGUUGGUGGACUUUCAGAUCCAUAUGUAAAAAUAGCUUUGAUGCAGAAUGGGAAACGGCUUAAGAAAAAGAAAACUAGUAUAAAGAAAUGCACGCUAAACCCAUACUAUAAUGAAUCUUUCACAUUUGAAGUACCUUUUGAACAAAUUCAAAAAGUUAAUUUAGUCGUAACAGUUGUCGAUUACGAUCGUAUAGGAACAUCAGAACCUAUUGGUAAGGUGGUGCUCGGUUAUAAUGCCACCGGUACAGAACUCAGACAUUGGUCGGAUAUGUUGGCUUCUCCUAGACGUCCAAUCGCACAGUGGCAUACACUUAAGGACCCAGAUGAUGACACUAAAAAUUAAAAUUACCCUAACUAAACAAUAACUACUGUCACAAUUAUUUUACAUUUGUCGCCGUACCAAAUACUCGAGUACUAUCAAUAGACUAAUAGAGAAAUACUAACGUUACAUAAAUAAUCAUUUAUAAAUUUACCUAUAAUUUAAAACGCAUAAAUACGUGAUAAUUUUAUCCCAUAAAACAAAAAGCGAGUCGUUAUCUAUUUCUACUUCUUUUUCUUAAUAAUAUUGUUAUGCAAAUUAAUUAUUUGUACUGUCAUUGGAUACAUUUCGCGGUGUUCACUUAUAAAUUACUCACUCGUGAUGACAAUUCUUUUAGGAUAAAACAUGUAAUUCUAAUCGCUAAAUGAUAUUUUACAAAACGAUUUUAAUGCAAUUCAUAAACUCUAUCUUGUAGUUCAAUAACAAAACAAAUUGCUUUCAAUAUAAUAAUUUAUUAUAGAUACUUUUUUCUAAGUUCACAUUGCUAGAAUAUUAUUUUUGUUUUGUGUUAGACAUGAGUUGUUCACCAGACAAUAUUAAUUUCCUAUCAUUUUUAAUAAGUUGAUGUCAUAAAUAAUUAUUAAUUAUAGCAGCUACACUAUAAAUAAUUGGUAUUAAAAAAAAAUUUCCAUGAUAUUGGCUAAAUUUGCUUUUAGUGUAAAAUAAGAAUAUAAAUAUAGAACCCAAUAUUGUUUUUCUUCCAAUUUGGAAAUGUUUUUAAUUCUAAUUUAAUAGGGAAACUCAGAUAUAACUACUGAUUAUUGAUGUCAUGAAACUUAUCGUUAUAAUAAAACAAUUUUUUUUUAAUUUUAUUAUAACAUGUAAAUACCAUUUUACCACCGUCUUAUUUAUAUUAGGUAUUAUAUAACUGUAUUGUUUUAUUUUUCGUAUAGAUUUAACACGUUACUCUAUAAUAGCCUUCGUUAUUUAAUAUUAUAAUUAUAAUACAAAAAUUAUAUUGUUAUUAAUUUAUUUAAAUCUAUUCGAUCACAAUGCAGUUCGAUAUACACGAGGAACAUUUUAUACAACAUUAUUGUUAUUGUAAUAUUUCAAAUUUUGGACGAUUUUACCUCGUGUUUAUUAAUGCAUAACUAAUUACCUACCACUACUUUCUAGUCUUUUAACAAAAAUAAAUUGUUUACAUUAUUUAAUCUUACAUAAAUAUUAAAAAAAGAACGUGACAUUUUUAAGCAUAGCCACGUAUGUUUCUUGUUAGGUUAUCUUGUUUAACUAUUAUAAUUAUUGUCCUCUAUUAUUAUUAUAAUUAAAAUUAUAAUAACAAUAUUAUUUUGAUGAAAAAUGAUUUUUUUAAAGAUAUAAUAUAAAUAGGUAUUGAGAAAAUAGUGAAUGUACUUAGUUAUGAAAAAAAUACCUAUGAUUAUUAUAUGACCUUUAAGAAAAAUGUACUAUCUACCUUGUUAUUGUUACUUAUUUAUUGUAAAAUAUUGUAUUAUAUACGAGAGAUAUUAUAUAUCUAGAUAUAUAAAAUAUCAAAAUAAAAAUAUUGUAUGUUUAAGUUGAUCGAUGGAAAUUUGUAGAGCCGGAAUUUGUUACGAUCGUACACAAUAAAUGGCUGAUGAGUUU
Messenger RNA from Daktulosphaira vitifoliae (grape phylloxera), 3413 nucleotides. RefSeq names its product synaptotagmin 1-like. The transcript is spliced from 10 exons. Gene Ontology annotation, molecular function: calcium-dependent phospholipid binding; clathrin binding; calcium ion binding. The coding region runs from base 414 to 1853 and encodes 479 amino acids. Lineage: Eukaryota; Metazoa; Arthropoda; Insecta; Hemiptera; Phylloxeridae. The record is from RefSeq and is a predicted model, not a curated record. Gene Ontology annotation, biological process: calcium ion-regulated exocytosis of neurotransmitter; synaptic vesicle endocytosis; regulation of calcium ion-dependent exocytosis. Gene Ontology annotation, cellular component: axon; synaptic vesicle membrane; dense core granule.